AUGCAAGGGGUUCAGGUUCUCAGCCCAGAAGAUCUGUCAGGUUCUAAAGUGGUGGCCAACAAACCGGUGGCCGUGUUGAGUGGGCACACUUGUGCCCAAAAAAACACCAACUGUAACCAUGCCUUUGAGCAACUCCCGCCUGUGUCUGGCUGGGGUAAGAGUUACAUUGUGGCACCUGCUUCUGUUUUAUCAGAGAAGAGGUCAGACACAGUCUCUAUUAUUUCCGCUGGUCCCACCGAAGUGACCUACACCUCUGGUGACAAACAAGAGAAGACAAAUAUGGUGGCGGGUCAGGUCCUAGAACUUGAAUUGACAAACGAGCCAUUGAAAAUUGAAGCAAAAAAUGAAGUACAAGUCAUUUUCCUCAGCUCAGGUGGAAAGGAGAGAAGGUAUCAGUAUGACCCUUUCAUGAUGAAUGUCUUAGAUGUCGAUAGCUACUGCUCUUCCUAUGCCAUAUUUGGACAACGAAGCAUCGACAACUAUUUUACUAUAAUAGCCGAGAAUGAUGCAAUGGAAGGCAUCACUAUUGACGAGAAAAGCCUUAGUAAGCCCGAGUGGAAGUCAAUCCCAGGAACAAAAUUCAGCUGGCUUGAGUACAAUUAUGGAAAUUCUGCAACCUCUCACAGAAUUGAACACGGCUGUUUUAGUGGCAAAAGAGUGAACGUUGACGCAGAUCUGCAGACCUUCUCAGUUCAAAUCAAGAACGAUAAUCGUGGAAAUGCCCAAGUCUCUUACGUAGGGCAAGUCACAUUACAAACAGGUGGCCAUACCAUUGUGGUCAAGAAAGGAGAAUAUGGCUAUGUGAGGGUGGACAACUGCCUAAGACAACUUCCUAUAUUAUUAUUGAACGGGACUCUAAGAAUGUUCCAGAGUGGGAACGCAGCCAUUAUACAGCUUGGAAACGAUAUGACGAUGUCUUACGACUGGAACCAUUACUUGUGGAUGGAGCUGACACGGCGCUAUGCUGGAAAGAUGUGUGGGUUGUGUGGAAAUUACAACCAAAAUUCGUCUGAUGACUUUCUUACUCCUUCUGGGACCCAGGCUGCCAACCCCAUUGCCUUGGGAACUAGCUGGGCGGUAGAAGAUGGAACAUCGUGCUGCCAUGGCCCUUGUCUCAGCUGCCCACCCACCACUGCCCAACAGUACAAAACUGAUGGCUUCUGUGGGCUCAUCAGCAAAACCAAUGGUCCAUUUGGCGCUUGCCAUUCAGUUCUAGACCCCAAGAUGUACAUGGAAAACUGUGUGUUCGAUGUGUGUAUCAACAGUGGAUACAAGCAGAUAUCAUGUCAAGCAGUCAGCGCAUACGCUGACGCCUGCCAAAGGGCUGGAGUUAAGAUUGGGCAGUGGAGAAGUGCAGCAGGAUGCCCCUUACCAUGUCUGGCAGACAGCACCUACAAAUUCUGCGGUAGUGCUUGCCCAACAACCUGCGAUGAUCCCAAAAAUGCGUCCGUUUGUACUGACCCAUGCGUGGAGACCUGCGAGUGCAAUGAGGGGUUUGUUUUAAGCCAGGGCAAGUGUGUUCCGAGAACAAGCUGUGGCUGCAGGUACAAUGGAUUCACCUAUUCCCCCAACGAAGAGUUCUGGAACGACACCGUGUGUCGGCAGAGGUGCGUGUGCAACCCUCAGACUCAGAAGGUGGAAUGUAAGACUAGCCCUUGUCGAGCAGGAGAAGAGUGCGCUGUGAGGAACGGCAUCCUUGACUGUUACCCAAUGUCCUACGGGGUGUGCGUAGGCUUCACUGAUCCUCACUACAUAACGUUUGAUGGGGUAAUAAUAGACUUCCAGGGGACCUGUGUAUACCUGUUGGCAGGCCUCACUGAUCAAAGUCGAGGGCUCACCGAUUUCCAAGUCCGUGUUUGGAACCAAAACCGAGGCAAUGUCAGAGUCUCAUACACAAGUGCAGUUUACAUCAGCGCCCAUGGCAUAGACUUUGAAGCGCACAGACAGCACCCCAAUAAAGUCAUUGUGAACAACACACUGCAAAAUCUUCCAUAUAAAUCCCCGGAUGGCCUCUACAGCUUUUAUCGCAGUCCCUCUGCGGUUGUUUUUCAAUUCUCCUUUGGUCUGCAGGUCACGUAUGACUAUAACAGCAUUGUCAGAGUUCAACUUCCAGGCACUUACGCCAACGCCGUCUCUGGACUGUGCGGGAACUUUAACAAGAACCCUAAAGAUGACUUGAUUCCUAAAGGAGGAAAGAGUGUUGCGGACCCAACAACGUUUGGAAAGAGCUGGAAGGUAGCAGAGGUGUUGAAGUGUAGAGAUGAUGGAAACCCUGUCUGUAAUAAUCUCCAAUCUGAAGAGAAAAGGCAAAGAGAAGGAGCCAUCGAGUGUGGGGUCUUGGUUAACCAACGUGGUCCGUUCCGUGUUUGUCAUGCUCUUGUAGACCCAGAACCGUACUUCAAAAGCUGCGUCUAUGACUCCUGCAUUAUGGAGAAGCGUCAAAGUAUAUACUGCUCCGUCUUAACAUCAUACACAAUGGCAUGUCAGGCUGCAGGGGUAAAGGUACAACCAUGGAGGAGGCAAGACUUCUGUCCUCUUUCCUGUCCUGCACACAGCAGCUAUGAGGUCUGCGUAGAUCCUUGUCAGGUCACCUGCAAUGGUCUUAGUACCCCAAAUGGCUGCGUUGGGAAUUGUACAGAAGGCUGUGUCUGUAACAAUGGCUACAUUCUCAGUGGCGGAAACUGCGUCCCAAUCUCCCAGUGUGGCUGCAGCUACAAUGGUGCCUACUACUCCCUUGGAGAAAGCCUUUAUGUCGGGGACACCUGCACCCAGAAAUGUACUUGCACUCUCGGUGGAGUCAUGAGCUGCGCCCCUUCAUCGUGCAGCGCCAAUGAGGAAUGCCGUGUGGAAAAGUCUGUACUGGGAUGCCAUCCUGUAGGCUCGGCCACUUGCAAUACAGCUGGAUAUUCCAAUUAUAGAUCCUUUGAUGGACUCUCCUACAAAUUCCAAGGGAAGUGCUCAUAUGUACUGGCCCAGAGCUGUGGCAGCAGUGCCUCCGGAAGUGACAAAAGGCUGGAUGAGUUCAGGGUUACGAUAAAUCAUAAGAAAGAAGAUUCCAGUUCUGGAGUGAUCGAAACAGUAUUGGUGGAAACCAAUGGGUUCAGUCUGGUCCUCAGAAGCCAACGAAAAGGUGUUGUCGAGAUUAAUGCAACGUCCACCAGGAUUCCAGCAACUUUAUUGAACGGCAAAGUAAGAGUAGAGUGUUACGGCCAAGGCACGCUCAUCAAGACUGGCCAUGGCCUACAAGUCAGAUUUGACCACAAGAGCUACGCCGCCGUCACCGUUCCAGGCAACUACAGGAACGCCAUGUGCGGUCUUUGUGGCAACUACAACGGGAAGCAGGACGAUGAUGGACCGGCCUCCGGUGACCUGGCUGAAUUUGGAAACAAGUGGAAAGCUCCAGGAGAGACCGGAGACAAGUGUGGCGAAUGCGGAAGCAAAGCCAAACCGUGUUCAUCGUGCCCAGCAGAGAAGCAGAGAGUAUUUUCAAGAAAUAUUUACUGUGGUGUUAUGAAUGACCCGUCCGGUCCAUUCGCAAAAUGCCAUUCCAUCGUCAAUCCCUCUUCCUAUGUCGAUGAAUGUAUCUCUGAUCUAUGCCAGACCAAUGGAGAAGAUAGCAGUGUACUAUGUAACAGCGUCUACGUCUAUGCUGAUGCAUGCCGGUAUGCCGGGGUCAAGGAUGUCGUGUGGAGGAAAGAUGCUUUCUGCCCAAUGACCUGCGGCCCGCACAGCCAUUACAGUGCCUGCGCGGACAUGUGCUCCACCACCUGUGCCGCCCUGUCAGAUAUCUACGAGUGCUCCGACUUGUGUGAUGAAGGCUGCGAGUGUGAUGAGGGCUACGUCUUCGAUGGGUCGGACUGCUUGCCGCUGAGCCAAUGCGGAUGCUAUGAAAACGGAGUAUACUACCAGGCUAAUGAAGUUGUGUUGAAUGAUGACUGCAGCCAAGAGUGUACUUGCAAUCCCAUCUCGGGAGUCUCUUGCCGUAAUAAGACCUGCUCAGGGAACGACAAGUGUCUGAUUGUGGAUGGCGUCCGGACUUGUGUCGGCUCUGGUGAGUUCGGUAUUGUUGUGGAAGGCUGGAAUACCAACUUGAGAUAG
This is a messenger RNA of Nanorana parkeri, 4098 nucleotides long. Its product is annotated as IgGFc-binding protein-like. Lineage: Eukaryota; Metazoa; Chordata; Amphibia; Anura; Dicroglossidae. The transcript has 10 exons. Bases 1 to 4098 code for a protein of 1365 amino acids. The record is from RefSeq and is a predicted model, not a curated record. Gene Ontology annotation, molecular function: protein binding.